AUCUGCUUGCUUCUCAAGUGGUCAUCUGAAGACGAGUCACACCGCAGCGAACUGGAGAGUGUGAGUGCCGCUUUUAUUUGGUCUGAUCAUGAAUGACCAAGCACAAGAAAGGCCUCGGUUGUGACUUUAUUGACUAAAGGAGAACCUCCGAGAAUUAUUUCGUUUUAAGUGAGACGACAGACGACCCAAUGGCUCACAUGGACGCUGAGUUAACUCUGAACGGCGUUGCUCGAGAGUGGAGUGGACAGCUCCAGCCUGCUCUGGUUGCAACUUUUUUUUUCCUUAUCUUCUUGGAGGUCGGUUUAUGGGCGAGGAACCUAAGGCUCAAGAGAAGACUGCCGGGACCCUUCGCUUGGCCCUUGGUGGGCAACGCCAUGCAGCUGGGCCAGAUGCCUCACAUCACCUUCGCCAAACUGGCCGAAAAAUAUGGUAACGUGUACCAGAUAAGACUCGGUUGCAGUGACAUUGUGGUCUUGAAUGGCGACAGGGCCAUACGUCAAGCGCUGAUUCAGCACGGCAGGGAGUUUGCAGGCAGGCCAAACUUUGUGUCUUUUCAGUAUGUGUCGGGAGGGAAAAGCUUGACUUUCAGCAGUUACAGCAAAGAGUGGAAGAUGCACAGGAAAAUUGCUCAAUCCACCAUCAGAGCGUUCUCAUCUGCCAACAGCCAAACCAAAAAAGCUUUUGAGUGGCAAAUUGCAGCCGAAGCUCAAGAACUGGUUGAUAUUCUCCUUAAGCUCGGAUCUCAGGGUCAUUAUUUCAACCCUUCCCAUGAGCUAACAGUAGCUGCAGCUAAUGUGAUUUGUGCCCUGUGCUUCGGAAAACGUUACGGACACGAUGAUGCUGAGUUCAGAGCCUUGUUACAGAGAGUUAAUGACUUUGGACAGACGGUUGGAGCUGGCAGCUUAGUGGAUGUGAUGCCGUGGCUUCAGUCUUUCCCAAAUCCCGUCCGCAGUGUGUUCAAGAAUUUCAAAUACUUGAACAAGGAGUUCUUCAAGUUUGUUCAGGGCAAAGUUGAAGAGCACAGGGAGACCUUCGAUCCUGAGGUAACCCGGGAUAUGAGCGACGCCAUUCUCGGGGUCAUUGCCAAGACUGAGGGUGAAGAGGGACUCACCCAGGGCUACACUGAGGGGACAGUUUCAGAUCUCAUUGGUGCAGGUCUGGAUACUGUUUCCACUGCUCUUGACUGGAUACUCCUCCUUCUUGUGAAACACCCUGAAAUUCAAACGAGACUCCACCAGUUGGUGGACAGGGUGGUGGGGCCCAACAGACUCCCCUCUGUGGAGGACAGAGGUGAGCUGGCCUAUCUUGAUGCCUUCAUCUAUGAAACAAUGCGGUUCAGCAGUUUCGUGCCCGUCACCAUCCCCCACUCUACCACCUCAGAUGUUACGAUCGAAGGUUUUCGCAUUCCAAAAGACACGGUGGUCUUCAUCAAUCAGUGGUCCAUCAAUCACGACCCCCUGACGUGGAAGGACCCGCAGACCUUUGACCCCUCACGCUUCCUUGACGACAAUGGCUCCCUAGACAAGGACCUCACCAAUAACGUUAUGAUCUUCUCGGCAGGGAAGAGACGUUGCAUCGGUGACCAGAUUGCCAAAGUAGAGAUUUUCUUGUUCUUUGCGAUCCUCCUUCAACAAUGUCACUUCGAAAAAUGUCCCGACAAAGACCUCUCCCUAAAUUGCGCCUACGGUUUAACGCUGAGGCCUUUGGAUUUCAAAAUCACUGCCAAACCCCGGCGAGAGACAAUCGACACAGAAGAUGGCAAAAAAGUAUAAGCUAAGAAUUUAUCACUUAUUCUACUGAGAACUUUUAUGUACCAAGCAUUGAUUGUUUUACAACAGACUAUGUACACUUCACAUUUUAAAUCAGAACAAAGUUGUUACAGUUUAUGCUUUAGGAUAGUUUAUGGUUUUACUGUAGUAUUACAUUUAUUUUAUAUCCAUAUUUCACUGUCAUAAAGUAUGUGAAAGGACACGUGAAGUAAACCUACAUGUAAUUGAUAGAAUUGAUACUGUGUCUAUAUAUUGGUUUUAUAUACCUACGUAUGUGUACAGCCCAGACAUAUCCCUGGUCACUUUAUUAGGUACACCUGUACAUUACAAUGGAAUGAAAUCUGCACAAUAAAUACACUUAUUAUUAUUUAGGUUGUAGUUUUGUCACUUAAUGUAGCAAAAUGGUUUAGCCAGUCUGAGACAUCAUGCCUCUAACAGUUCUCACUGAGUUGUGUUAUGUUUAUUAACAUAGAUUUAUUUUUAGAUGUAAGUGUACCUAAUUUUAUGACAAAAUAUUUUGUUUUAUUUGUACAGUUUUCUAUUUGUACAAUUAGGAAAUCCCACAUUACCUGAGUAAAGAGCAGCGUAUGCUGUUUAUAAACAGCAAUUUCUUAUAAUAAACCUGACAAAUAUGUAUUCUGGAGUGUGACUAAAACAUCGCAGGUAAAAUAAACAUCUCCGCUAACUUACAAGUGAAAGUGUGGUGUGUCAGUGGGGGCAGCCAGAUUGAAAAAAAGGAAAAGAAAAGUCCGGUGCGGUCAAAGACAUAAUAAUAGCACCUUAUGUCUGCUCUCUAUUGUUUUGAAAGAUUUAUAUGUGUUACUGGCCCAUGUCGCUCCUGCUCUGAACUCGUACCAAGCAAACCGUGACUCACUACAUCAGCCACUCAUUAAUGUUUAACACGGGUCUCUCAGUGCAUUUUUUUUUUUUUUUUUCGGUCUUAUCCAGUAAAUUGAGAGCAGACAAGUCGAUACAGUGACUUUUAUAUUCUUGGAAAGAAAAAAAGUAUUUCAGUAAUUGUGGAAGGAAGGCUGCCUGAAUAAUGUGACAAAUAGAGGACAGGCAGUCCAGUCCCAAGACUUUUAAAAAACAAUAAAUCAACUUAAGGUUCUGUGACAAGUAACUACUCCAUCCUUGAUUGGCUCCCAGUUUGGGAAUGUUGAAAAUUUAUUGAGUACAACUAAAAUUACUUUUGGCUGACUUUUGUAGUUUUGAUUCUAGUGGAGAACUACUUCCCAAAUUCAGACACGAAAAUCAUGUCUGUUUUAACAUUAGAUCAAUUUAUUAAAAAGAAGUUUAAUUAAGUUGUAAAUUUCAUUUUGUGUAAUAUUUUCCAUUAUAGGUAGAACAACUUCACCAUGAUUGUGAUUUCUCCUCUACAGAAGGUAUUAGAAAAUCCAGAUAGUGGCCGAAUAUAAUGUUGAUUGUGCCUUUCUUGCUUCUUAGAUUCUACUUUAAGGUGACAAUGCUAAUGACACUUCCCACUCUUGCCCAAUACCAUUCCUAUAUCUCAGGCAUGCCACAAAAAGUCCACAAAUAAAGCUUCUUCCUGUUGACUGA
Messenger RNA from Syngnathus acus (greater pipefish), 3329 nucleotides. RefSeq names its product cytochrome P450 1B1-like. The record is from RefSeq and is a predicted model, not a curated record. The transcript has a single exon. The coding region runs from base 189 to 1772 and encodes 527 amino acids. Gene Ontology annotation, molecular function: iron ion binding; heme binding; steroid 17-alpha-monooxygenase activity. Gene Ontology annotation, biological process: hormone biosynthetic process; progesterone metabolic process. NCBI's taxonomy places the organism in Eukaryota, Metazoa, Chordata, Actinopteri, Syngnathiformes, Syngnathidae.